UGUUGGUGUAGGUUGGCCUAGCAAUCCGGAAAUUGGUCUGUGCAGUGAAGGAUGUAUGAUGUCCUUGCUCCCUUAAUUUUGUGAUAACGUCAUUUAAAAAUUCAUUUUGUCUUUAGCGGAGCCCGCUGGUUUUUUUUGUUAACGGUCUUAUUUUGUCUUUCAGAAUUCACGUUAAAAACAAGUCACUAUGCCUCUUCAUAAGUACCCACCUAAAAUCUGGGAUGCCUUGAAACUGAAGCAGGGCAUCUACACUCGUCUCCCUAAACAUUAUCUCCAGUCCCUCGAGCAAAAAGAGCCCACCCCGGUCCACUGGAGGCCACUGGGGGUCCAGUACCGAGCCAACCCAAAGACUGGGAAGAAGGAACGGGUGCAGGAUAUCCCAGUCCCCAUGUACUACCCCCCAGAGUCCCAGAACGGGCUGUGGGGAGGGGAGGGCUGGAUAACAGGCUUCAGAUAUGCCAAUAAUGACAAAAUGUCCAAUCGUCUGAGGAAGACCUGGAAACCCCAGCUGUUCAAGAGAGAACUGUACAGCGAGAUUCUCGAUCACAAGUUCACCAUCACAGUCACAGCUAGCACCCUGGACCUCAUCGAUGCUGCCUACGGGUUUGACUUUUAUAUUCUCAAAACGCCAAAGGAAGACCUGAACUCCAAGUUGGGGAUGGACCUGAAGAGGGCGAUGCUGCUUCGCCUGGCACGCAAAAACUCAGAGCUCUAUCCCAGUGACCCUGUCAAGAGAGAGCAGGUCUAUGAAAAAUACAAGCAGCAGUUUGAGAUCCCAGAAGAGGAAGCAGAGUGGUUGGGUCUGAGUCUGGAGGAGGCCGUGGAGAAACAGAGGCAGCUUGAGCACAAGGAGCCGGAGCCUCUGUUUAAGGUGUAUGUUGAUCAGCUGGUGGAGGAGCUGCAGAUCCAAAAGCUCUCAGAGCCACAUCUCAUAGAGAAGUGAUGAUCUGAACUGUUCAAGUGAAACAGACACAGCUCUUCAGACUGAAAAAGCUUCUCCAGAUGGUGGUGGGAGUUUGAGUCACCAAGGUUCAGAAACUGUUUCAGUACUGAACACACACCCAGGGGAACUUCCUACAGUGUCAACUUGUUUUUCCAUCAGGGAGCGACACAGAGGAUGAGGUCAUGUUGGACUAAUGCUUAUUUAUUUCAGUUCUCUUUUGUCCUCAUGCAUUUUACUUCCAUUGGCAAGGCCCUGAAGGAAUUAGGAAUCGGUUUAAAUAUUCCCUGACGAGCUGAGAUUCAAGACUCUUGUAUAGGAUAUCUAAGGAAUAAAUAUUUUGUUUUCUUAAA
Monopterus albus (swamp eel) is the source of this 1293-nucleotide messenger RNA. RefSeq names its product mitochondrial ribosomal protein L28 (gene mrpl28). Gene Ontology annotation, molecular function: structural constituent of ribosome. Lineage: Eukaryota; Metazoa; Chordata; Actinopteri; Synbranchiformes; Synbranchidae. The record is from RefSeq and is a predicted model, not a curated record. The transcript has 6 exons. The coding region runs from base 188 to 943 and encodes 251 amino acids. Gene Ontology annotation, cellular component: mitochondrial large ribosomal subunit.